Molecule: messenger RNA, 2006 nt
Organism: Chara braunii
Lineage: Eukaryota; Viridiplantae; Streptophyta; Charophyceae; Charales; Characeae
Source: the annotation of a GenBank genome assembly
UGGUAACACGCGCCACGUGGGCGACACGUGGCACGUGGGGAGGAAGAAGCAGCGGAAGCACACGAUGGAGCGGUCGCGCUCUGCGGCAUUGAUCAUCCGGAAGGUGUGCGCGGCGGGGAUCUGGCGCUCGGUAGCGCGCCAAACGCGGACCACUCAGCGCGGGGCGACUGCACUGGGCGGCAAAUGGGCGGACGCGGACGAGGAAGGCGGCGCGGCCGCCUCGGGACAUACGCCAUGGGACCAGCGGGACCACGGGGUAUGGAACGAUCGGAAAUCUGACGGCAGCCCUGUGCCCGAAUGCGGAAUGGGUUUAGGGUUCCCUUUUAGCUCAGGUGUGAACGCAGCUGACGCAUCCGCAGGGCAGGGAUCUGCCUCGUCAGUUGCUUCCUGGCAUGACCUGAGAUGGAGGCUGCGACUGUCAGAACCCGCGCAUCCGUAUGCCGUCUUUGGCAUAAACCGUCCUUUGGUGAACGAUGAGUAUCUGCGGGAGAGAUUAACACUUCUAUGGAAGACUCCUUUGGGCAGCACUGUGCUUGGCAAUACCACCAAUCAGACGGAGGGUGCUUUUAAUAUCAAAAGUGACGAUCUUAACUUCACGUGUCCGACCAGCAGUAUGGAGGGUUCAAUACCGUUAGAAGCUAGCAGUGUCAAACGGAAACGGAAGAAGAAGAUGAACAAACAUAAGCAGAGGAAGCUGCGGCGUCGAGAGCGCAACAAGAACGAGAACAAGCGAUAACCUGCCUUGCGCUGUAAGAUUGCCUGCUCUACUACAGCUUGUACAGCAGCUUGAGUUGUUUCCACACAUUUGCUCGUCAAUUCAUCGUUUCCUGCCAUCCUACCUUGUGGCGGUCAUGGUGGUGCUCACCAGGAUGGUCGAAGUACCGCAGGAUGGAUGGAUGGAUGGAUGGAUAGAUGGAUGGAUGGAUGGAUGGAUGAAUGGAUGAAUGGAUGGUUGGAUUGAUGAAUAGGGGGGCGAACAGAGAGCAGGAGACAUACAGCCGCUGAUGAUCUGUGUACUGUCUGUGCAACCUGUCAGACCUGUCCUGUCUGCCACGUGUCAGGCAGACCUAUCCCCCCUCUGGAAAUUGGGCAAAAAUUUUGCCAAAAAAAGCUUUCCUCUCUGCAACUAGUCAGUCUAAUGUCCUCUGUGCAGAUUGUCAGAUCUCUCCUGCCUGCAGAUUGUCAGAGCUGUCCUCUCUGCAGCUUGUCAGAGCUGUCGGUUUUUUUUUGUUUUGUUUUUUUUAAGAAGUGAUCCGAACAGAUACUACUACACUUGAGGGCCAGAGGUCUAGCUCAGUUGGUAGAGCACGCAAGUGGCACUCAGAAGGUCGAGGGUUCGAUUCUCACGUCGUUCACCGAGGGCCCCGCUUGUGGCGUGCUUGGGGUUCGCCAGCGGAGAUGGUUGGCUUGGUCCUCCUGGUUGGUUUAGGAAAUUAGGACGUAGCUGGGGGGAGUCGCCUUCUAGCUAGUGCCAGAUGUCCUAGGGAUUGCAGCGGUGUUUAGGCACGGGUGGAGGGUGGACAGGUCCGUGUCAAGUCGUCAACCCAUAACUGCAACAUUCAACCAUUCCCAGCUGUGUGUGACUUAGAGAUAUGGGAGAUUUUUAGGUAUAGCCUGAGGCAUAUGAGAAAAGAAUAUAGCUUCGUUUAAUAUUAAAAAAAAAAAAAAAAAAAACCCUUAAAUUUAAAAAAAGAUAAUACAGUUGAUUUUAUUAACCUGUCUGCAACUUGGCAGAGAACUGUCCUCCCUACUCCUUGCCAGAGCUUUCCUAUCUGCAAGUGGUAAUGCCCUCUCUGCUCCUCUCUGCUCCUCUCUGCUCCUCUCUGCUCCUCUCUGCUCCUUGGCAGAGAUUUCCUGUCUGCUGCAACUUGCAGAGCUGUCCUGUCCUGUCUGCUGCAACUUGCAGAGAUGCCCUCUGGUUGUCGUGUUAGUUACUUGGCAAUCAUUUUUGCUAAAACCACAAGUACCUACCGCGUUUUUAGGCGUAAACUCGGAGGCGGAAUCUG